AACUCACGGCUGGCAUGGACGCGGGAAUCAGGAUUGGAUAAUUCGAGCCAAAAACAAUAUUAUAGCUUUAACAAAAUCAAACGUUAUAACAGUAGACUGGAGAUAUGGAGCCAAACAGUCGUAUUUCCAAGCCGUAGCAAACAGCCGAGUUGCCGGUGCUGCAACUGCGCAUGUCAUGAAUGUUUUACACGAGACCUUUGGCGCCAAUUAUAGCAAUAUGUACAUGAUAGGUUGGAGUCUUGGGGCGCAUGUGGCAGGAUAUGCAGGAGAAGAAAUUAAAAGUUCUGGAAAUUUAAUUGGAAGAAUAACAGGUUUGGAUCCGGCAAGUCUUGGCUUCACUGGCGAUGGGAAGACGCGUGCAAGAUUAGAUAUAAGUGACGCUUCUUUUGUAGAUGUUAUACAUACAGAUAUAGACUCCGGGAAGGGUAUACGAGAUCCAAUAGGUCAUGCCGAUUUUUAUCCAAAUUACGGUAUCGCACAGCCUGGAUGCAAGGGUAAACGUAUGUGUGACCAUGCAAGAGCGCCUUCUUAUUUUGUAGAAUCUAUUUUACAUUCAUGCACGUUCUACGCAAAUCCCUGUCAUAUAUCAAACAUUUUAGCUCAGGCAGGAUGUAACGUUACAUGCGCUGGGCAAUGUGUCAAAAUGGGAUUCUAUGCUGCAUCCUCAACGAAAUUUCCAAAUGGAACAUUUUAUCUUGAAACCAACGAUGUCCCACAAUACUGUUUAUAUACGUGAAUAUAUAGAAAUAUAUAGUAGGCCUAUUUAAGAAUUAUAGUAUAAAAGAAUAAAAAUAAAAAAGGAACGAAACUGUAUAUAUGUACAGAAAAAUGCUGCUGUUACAUAAUACAAUAGUUUUGUGAACAUUCAUACAUACACUGUGAACAAUUUAAAAUAGCAGUAUCAUAUUUAAAGCAUUUAAAUAAACUAUCAUUCUUCAUAAAGUGAACGUAUCAUAAAAGACAAUGUGUGAUUUGGUUACUUUCAACGAAUUCGAUGGUUUAAAUUUAUUAACAGAUAUAGCGUCUUACCCAAAGUAAAAAGUUAAAAUUUCAGUUUGGAUAAAACCAUUAAUCAUUUUAGGUGAAAUUUCAAAAUACGUUCUUUGUGAAUAGGGAACAGUGGAGGCCAUGAUAAGACAGCACCAAUGUGCCGGUAGAUCUUCUUUUGUACUUCAUGGUCGCAUGGGUAGAUUCCAUCGUCUUUAGCAGGCUAUGAGACAGUGUUUAUUUCUGUUGAACAUGACAAACACGACCGGUCAUUUCUCUUAUAAUAUAUAUUCAAUAAUAUUUUCUUUUGCGUUUUACAAUUAAAAAUAAUAUGAUUUCAUUUCUGGACAUAAACUCUCAAGACAUAUACUUUAUAAUUUAUUAUAUACACAUUAUUUUUACGUUAUUGCCCAAGUAUUUAUUAAACCACUGAAAUGUCAAUGGAAGGUUAUGCAAAAAAGUAGAAUGGUGCCCGAAAGUGCAAUUGUCUCUUUCAAUAUCUUAUUUAUUAAAUUACUUCUUUCGUCCGAGAUACUAAUAAUUGUCCGUAAUCUAAAAGAUCAGUGAUCUUUCGUUCACCUCUUAAUGGUUUUCUUAAUGCUUUGAAGUUUAAUGUAGUAUUGAUUGUAUAUUACGUCGUAAAACAAAAAACGUAACUGCUCAUACAUUGUUAUUCUAAAGGUCAAGAAUAUGUGGCUUUUAGCAAUAG
This is a messenger RNA of Ruditapes philippinarum (Manila clam), 1696 nucleotides long. RefSeq names its product lipase member H-like. The record is from RefSeq and is a predicted model, not a curated record. Gene Ontology annotation, molecular function: lipase activity. Lineage: Eukaryota; Metazoa; Mollusca; Bivalvia; Venerida; Veneridae.